GCUUGGGGGCACCUCGACGGCAGGGACAACUGGCGAGAGGGCGUUAUGGACAGCAACCCGGGCGUGUUCCUGAUCAACGUGCGGGCCUACUUCUACGCCGCCUGGUACUUGCUGAGCGCCGUCCUUUACGAGGCCAGCCAGUGGGGAGGGGAGUUCGGCUGCAGCAGGCAGGGUUUGGGCGGGCUCCAAGACGUCGCCAACAAGUUCCAGUACCCGGUUGCAACGUACACUACCGGUAAUUGUGUGGCAGUGUCUGACCUGGGCACGUACGACGAUGUUACUGUGGCCUUCACUUUGACGAUGACCGGCGACGCAUCCAACGUUGGUAUUGCUUCAGCGUAUCACACGGAUUCUUGGACCCCUGGGGACCUCCACAUUGGGAUUGACACGCCGGACGAAAACGGCCAGUCUUUGUUUUUUAAUGUCAAGGGCAACACUUACUAUUCAAGUGAUACUGGUGAUCGUUUCAACAAUUAUGACAUUCCCCUGAACACGGCUGUGGACAUACGCUUGGUGUACUCCAAGAGCGGAGGCACAGUGGAAUUGUAUGUGAACGGUGUCUUGACAGAGACCUUGGCGCACAACGGCGCCUAUUCGAUCAACUUCACGGGUUUGGGCGGGCUCCAAGACGUCGCCAACAAGUUCCAAAACCCGGCUGCAACGUACACUACCGGUAAUUGUGUGGCAGUGUCUGACCUGGGCACGUACGACGAUGUUACUGUGGCCUUCACUUUGACGAUGACCGGCGACGCAUCCAACGUUGGUAUUGCUUCAGUGUAUCACACGAAUUCUUGGACCCCUGGGGACCUCCACAUUGGGAUUGACGCGCCGGACGCAAACGGCCAGUCUUUGUAUUUUGCUGUCCUUGGCAACACUUACUAUUCAAGUGAUGGUGAUUUUCGUUUCAACAAUUAUGACAUUCCCCUGAACACGGCUGUGGACAUACGCUUGGUGUACUCCAAGAGCGGAGGCACAGUGGAAUUGUAUGUGAACGGUGUCUUGACAGAGACCUUGGCGCACAACGGCGCCUAUUCGAUCAAGUUCACGGCUGCAAAAAUCGGCGCCGAGCGCUUCCCCGGCAUGACCAUCACGUACGCCCUCAUCCAGAUGGUGGAGAAGGUCGCGGAGAGGAGCGACAAGGCGCGCAUCAUCACCAAGGCGAAGGUCACCAAGCUGCUGACCGCCAACAAGGCGUGCGUGGGCUGCGUCUACGAGAAGGGCGGCGCGGAGUUCCAGGAGCACGGCCCCGUGAUCCUGGCCACCGGCGGCUUUGGUGCCGACUUCACUAGCAACUCGUUGUUGGCGCAGUAUCGGCCAGACCUCAUGCACCUGCCCACCACCAACGGCGAGCACUGCACCGGCGACGGGAUCAAGAUGGGAGAGGCCAUCGGCGCGAAGUCGGUCGACUUGGAAUGGGUGCAGGUGCACCCCACUGGCCUGGUGAAGCCUGACGAUCCGGACGCGAAGAUCAAGUUCUUGGCCGCCGAGGCGCUCCGUGGCGUCGGCGGUCUUGUGCUGGAUGCGAAUGGCAAGCGCUUCGCGAACGAGCUCGGACGACGCGACUACGUCACAGGCGAGAUGUGGAAGAACAAGCCGCCCUUCCGGCUCUGCCUGAACAAGGCUGCGUCCUCGGAAAUUUCAUGGCACUGCAAGCAUUACACCGGCCGCGGCGUCAUGAAGUUCUACGAGACCGGCGAGUCCCUCGCCAAGGACAUGGGUGUCCCCCUUUCCGUGCUGGAGCAGACACACGCCGAACAUUACCAGGCUGCCAAGAAGACAGAGAAGGAUCCAGACGGUGGCUCCUAUCCAGCCUACCCCAGCGGCAAGUCUUGGGACGAGGCGAGCGGGAAGACGGGUUCGGGCAAGAAGUUCUAUCAUAACAUCAUCGACGGUCCAGCUGUGAAGACCGAGCCUUUCUACGUGGCCAUCAUCACGCCAGUGAUCCACUACUGCAUGGGUGGUCUCGAGAUCGACACAGACUCUGCCUGCCUCGAUGCAAACGGCAAGGCCAUCCCCGGAUUGUACGCUGCUGGGGAGGUCGCCGGCGGCGUGCAUGGCAACAAUCGUUUGGGCGGCAAUUCGCUGCUGGACUGCGUGGUAUUCGGCCGUGUGGCUGGCCUUGCCGCGACCAAGUACAUGCUGGGUGAUGGUUGCAAGCCAGUGAGCCUCAAGGACCUCUCUGGUGGAGGCCUCACCGGCGAG
Messenger RNA from Prorocentrum cordatum, 2202 nucleotides. The record is from the annotation of a GenBank genome assembly. NCBI's taxonomy places the organism in Eukaryota, Dinophyceae, Prorocentrales, Prorocentraceae.